AUGUCAGGAUUCCCAUCAUUAACCUAUAAAAAUGAUGGUGGAGCAUUCUCUAUCAAUGGAGAGAAUGGUACAACCAAUGAAAAGAAUCAAGGUGGUGGUGUCAUUAACAACAAUAACAAUAAUGGAAACAAAUCAUUAAGAAAAUCAAGAAAUCAUAGUAGACAAAAUUCAUCAAAUAUAAAGAGUGAUAUUGAUAAAGGUAGUAAAUCACUUUUAAAAGAUUUUGAUGAAACCUCUACCUCUACAACCAUUGAUAAUAAUAAUAAUAAUAAUAGUCUUGGAAGUUUGAUUCUACCGAUUGGAUCAUCAACAAAAAUUGAUUUGACUACCAAAGAUUCACCAUCAACUGAAACCUAUUUAUCUACACCUUCACCUACCUCUUCUGCAUUGGUAUCACCAACACUAUCAUCGACUUCUUCGAUAGCCGAUACUAAUAGCAGUAGCUCAAAGUUCCCAUCAACGGCCAUACUCGUAUCAGCAAGUGACUUGGUAUUGAUUUCGGAUCAGAAAAUCAACGAAAAACACCCCAUCAAACAAAGAUUACAAUAUGUAUGGCAAUGGCUAGUACAUCAGGUUCGAACAGCUACCUACCAGACAUGGCUCAAGCUGUUAUUGGUCGCACUCAUCAUUGUCGGUAUUUGUUUGGCCAUUUUUGUAUUCAAAGUGCAACACCAUCUAGACGUUUUACAAAAGUUUGUGGAAAAGUUUGGUAUCCUCGUUGGAGGUGUUGUUUAUAUUGGUAUUUUUACUUUAUUAAUUAUAUUUUGUGUUCCUGUUACAAUUCCAACUAUUUUGGCUGGAAUCAUUUUUAAAUUAUGGUUUGCAUCAAUGUUGGGUGGUAUCAUUGCAUUUUUAAUGGGUAGAUAUGUAUUUAGAAAAUCAAUUGUUAAAUAUAUUGAAAGAAAUAAGAAAUUACAAGCAGUUGAUCAAGCAAUUGGUCAAGAAGGAUGGAAAAUUGUACUUUUAUUAAGAUUGACACCAAUUGUUCCUGAAAGUUUAUUAAAUUAUGCAUUGGCAGUUACCAAUGUUAAACUUACUCAUUAUAUAAUUUGUUCUGCAGUUGGUUUAGUACCAGGUUGUUCAUUUUUUAUUUAUCUUGGAACAAUGAUUGGUAAUAUUUCAGAUAUUGGAAAGAGACAUAUUCAAAAAGGAGAGAUUGCAAUGUAUGUGGUCAGUGGCGUGGCAAUGUGCUUUACCAUUGUUUUCAUCACUGUCAUUGUCAGAAGAGCUGUAAAUAAGAAAUUAAAUGUCGAAGAAAAGAAGGGACUGUUGGACGAAGAGGCCAAUGUUGGCGAAGAGAACCAAGAUGACGAGGAAUUGGACGAUCAAGUAGAUCAAGAGGAAAAACCACACAUCAAGGACAUUCUCGCCAAAAAGGUCGCCGGCAGCAGCAAGAAAUCCAAACGAUCAAAAAACCGAUUAAUCGAGGUUGAUGAAUUUAUCAAUCACAGCGGUGACAGUCUCACUUUCCACGAUCACUCUGAUAGUCAGAGUGGCAGCGAAACUGAAGAUCAUCUUUUAAAUAGUAGUAUCAAUUAUAGCGAUUUACAAAAUCUUCAAGAUCCAGCUUUAGUUGAUUUAAUGAAGAAUAAGAAUUAA
Molecule: messenger RNA, 1599 nt
Organism: Cavenderia fasciculata
Lineage: Eukaryota; Evosea; Eumycetozoa; Acytosteliales; Cavenderiaceae
Exons: 5
Coding region: 1-1599 (532 amino acids)
Cellular component (GO): membrane
Source: RefSeq, a predicted model, not a curated record